Neomonachus schauinslandi (Hawaiian monk seal) is the source of this 2574-nucleotide messenger RNA. It is a transcript of the gene MROH9, whose product is annotated as maestro heat like repeat family member 9. Lineage: Eukaryota; Metazoa; Chordata; Mammalia; Carnivora; Phocidae. Bases 1 to 2574 code for a protein of 857 amino acids. Gene Ontology annotation, cellular component: cytoplasm. The transcript is spliced from 19 exons. The record is from RefSeq and is a predicted model, not a curated record.
AUGAAUGAACCAGAAGCUUCUCUCUUCAACAGUGACAGCUUUUUAGAUCCCUUACUGCAGUUUGAAACCCAACUGAAGAUAAUAGAGUCCUCCUUUAAAAUUGUAUUUGCUAUACCAACUCUUGAGAAAGUGAAGGAAAUGGGAAACAGUAAAGAUGACCCAGAGGACCUGGAAAAUUUAUAUCAAAACAUUUUAAACAUAUUUGAGGACACUCUUCUGAUCUUAGUGUCUAAAGACCUCUAUAAACUGCAAAUCUUAAAGGACAUGGCUGUGUGGAUGAAUGAAGAUAGUUCGUACCUGCAGGAGAGAAUUAUAGUGAUCAUCAGCAGUGUGCUAAGCUUUGCAUCCAGGAAAGUCAGGGGAUAUGCAAGUGUUGAUGCUCCAUGUUUGGGUGUCCUGGCAGCAGAACUGUCUCUUCUGUGUUGCCACAAUGAUCCCUUAAUCACACAACAAGCAUCCUUAGGACUGUAUCACCUCCUCUGCAUUGCAAAGUGUCAGAAUGCGGAUAUUGAAAAAAAUAAAUCCACAAUAUAUGAUAAGUCUGGAAAUCAGUGCCUCCUGCCUAGUCCCUCUGAUACGGAAUUCCUACCUAAGGUCUCACAAUGGGACAAAACUAAAAUUACCCAGAGUGUAGGACACACCCUACUGCCAUCCUUGCUGACUGACUUUGUGUGGAGUCUCCUGAUGAGACUCUCUUCACCUAAUUAUAUAAUCGCAUUCAAGGCGUCAACCAUGCUGAAACUGACUCUGGAAUAUCAUGCGCAUAAGAUCACCAUGGUGUCUACGAUUGUGGAUGCUAUUUAUAAGCAAUUGCGUCAAGAUUCUUCUCAUGUUAUGAGGCAUACUAUGUUGCGGGUCAUCACCUUGUUAACACGCACUUCACCGAAGAAGGUUAUCUUUCAACUUAUGGAUUACCCAGUCCCAGCAGACAACACUUUGAUACUGAUGUGGCAGGCGGCAGGUUCUGAGUCAAGUGUGGCCCCUCAUGUGCUGAAGACAAUCUUGCUGAUACUGAAAGGAAAGCCUGGAGAAAUGCAGGAUAGCUUCAUGGAAAGAAGACGUUUCUCUCUUGAUACUACUAAUAUGAUGCCUGUAGCGGCAUCCCAGGCCCUGUGCACAUUGUUGCCUGUUGGUUCUUACAAGAAAGCAGUGGCCCAGUUUUUCCCCCAGCUCUUGAUGGCCCUCAUGCUUCAACUCUUCUACAGCAGUGACCUGAGACUGAUGACAGAGAACAGGAUGUUCUAUGCCAGGGACGCCCUGAGAGUUCUGCUGAAUUGUUCUGGACUGCAACAGGUGGAUAUUGCUCUAAAUGAAAAGAAUUGCUGGAACCAGUUUAACCAAGCACUGUUUCACCAUCACGGGGUCUACCUUGUUGCCAAAACUCUCAGUGACUAUAACUUUCCACAGUUUCCAGAGACCUUGCAUUAUCUCUACAAGCUCUCGGUGGAAGGUCCUAGACGGUCAGAAGACAGUAUCAUCACAAUAAUAUUCCUCACUGAACUUCUAAAUAACUUCUUCAAGGACCCAUUCCCAGAAGAGUUUUUGGUUCUCUUCAGAAACUGGGUCAAUGACUCCAAUCCUGCAGUUAGCAAGCUGAGCCUUCAGAAAAUCGCCAGCAUGGCGCCAGUUAUCAAUGAGGCACAAAAUGUCUGCAGCUUAUUAAUAUCCAUCUUGGAUGCCUUCCUUUCAAAAGACAAGACUGUUAUAAUUCGGGCCUUGAUCACCCUUCGAAGACUUUUAGUCAAGCUGGACAAGGUGACCUACUCCUCUUUGUGUACUAGAAUUGCCUCCAGCUACUGUCCUCUGAUGGAUCAUAGUAAUGGAGGCAUUCGGAGUAUGGCCAUUCAACACUUUGGUGAAUUACUCAGGGACAUGAGUCAGUACACAUGGAUGCUGAAUGAUGUGGUUCUUGGAGGCUUGGUGCCUCUGAUCCUGUUUUUGGAGGACACAGAAAUAAGAGUAGUUCAAGCAUGUAAGUAUACAUUAGCAAUUUGUGUCUCAGAAUUAAAUUGGCCAACAUCGUAUUUGCUCAAAGACGAAUUUUACAGUUUUGAGGUGGUGGUGCUCAACAUCUGUAACAAUCUUCUUACUUCUCAUGAGAACUACAUUACAGAUUUGAUCUCUGAUACCUUAGGAUUCCUGAGAAGCUCCCGAGUAUAUCUGAGGAGAGCAUCAGUUAUUUUAAUAGGAUACUUGGCAAAAUUGGGUGGCCAUUUACUGCUCAGAGAUGAAAUUGAAGUCAUGCUUGAGGCUAUUGACCGAGUGCUUCGGGAUGAAGACCCUGUGAUCAGGAAGUUGGCAGAAAUAACCUACAAAAUUUUUAAGGAAAUAGCCCAUAGAUUGACCUCCUCAAAUCUUAAACAAAUCUUCCGAAGAGUAUUUAACUCUAUCUUCACAAAAAAAUUGAAGCCUCUUUAUAAUUAUAACUGGCCCAACAACCUGACAGGCAGUCCUAUGAGGAUUAAGGAAACCAAGAAUGACAAGGAAGUCCAUACAGAUGAGAAUUAUGAAUCCAAUUCGGUAAAGAAUGAGAUGUUGGUCUGUGCCUCGGAGCACAUCUCAGAAGAGAUAUGA